Molecule: messenger RNA, 2010 nt
Organism: Pipistrellus kuhlii (Kuhl's pipistrelle)
Lineage: Eukaryota; Metazoa; Chordata; Mammalia; Chiroptera; Vespertilionidae
Gene: FAM3C
Product: FAM3 metabolism regulating signaling molecule C
Exons: 10
Coding region: 101-784 (227 amino acids)
Source: RefSeq, a predicted model, not a curated record
ACUGACGGCGGGGCGGCCGGAGGGCGGCGCGGGCGGCGGAGCGGCGGGCGGGAGGCCGGAGCUUCUUUAAUGAAGAGUGCCAAAGACUGAAAAACCAAACAUGAGGGUAGCAGGUGCUGCAAAGCUGGUGGUAGCUGUGGCAGUAUUUUUAUUGACGUUUUAUGUUAUUUCUCAAGUAUUUGAAAUAAAAAUGGAUGCAAGUUUAGGAAAUCUGUUUGCAAGGUCAGCGUUGGACCCAGCUACACGUUCUACAAAACCUCCCAGAUACAAAUGUGGGAUCUCGAAAGCUUGUCCUGAGAAGCAUUUUGCUUUUAAAAUGGCAAGCGGAGCAGCCAAUGUGGUGGGACCCAAAAUCUGCCUGGAGGACAACGUUCUAAUGAGCGGUGUUAAGAAUAAUGUUGGAAGAGGGAUCAACGUUGCCCUGGUAAAUGGAAAAACGGGAGAAGUAUUAGACACUAAAUACUUUGACAUGUGGGGAGGAGACGUGGCCCCAUUUAUUGAGUUUCUGAAGUCCAUACAAGAUGGAACAAUCGUCUUAAUGGGAACGUAUGAUGAUGGAGCAACCAAACUCAACGAUGAGGCGCGGCGGCUCAUCGCGGACCUGGGCAGCACGUCCAUUACCACCCUGGGCUUCAGAGACAACUGGGUCUUCUGUGGCGGCAAAGGCAUUAAAACAAAGAGUCCUUUUGAGCAGCACAUAAAGAACAAUAAGGACACAAACAAGUAUGAAGGCUGGCCGGAGGUUGUGGAGAUGGAAGGAUGCAUCCCCCAGAAGCAAGACUGACGCGGAGAAGAUGAGGGGCACGCGCUGUCCCUGCCACUGAGGACCACAGCAGAGAACCCACAUGUACAUAUUUUAAGAGCAUGCAGCCAUCUCGGCGUGUGCACGAGCAUUCUCUUUGGAUACCAUGAUUAUUUAUUGCUAACGUAAAUAGAUACUGUAAAUAGCCAUCAGAAUGGUCAAAUCACUGUACCAUUUCUGAGCACAUUCCUCUAAUAGUACAUCUAGCUGCUAUGGAAAUGACAUCUUUCAAUUCUAAAAGCGUAAUCUAUCGAUAACUGAACAGAUUGAGAAAAAUAUACUGAAAUAUAUACUGGUUGCUGUGAAAAUCUAUCACGGAAUCAUAUGGGCUUAAGGGAGGAGACUUUGUUUUCUUUUAUAUAUAUAUGUAUACUACUUUUUGAUAGUAGUAUCUUUUAAAUUAUAUCUAGCUAGUUGUGUGUGUAGUGUUACUUUACAGUCUGGCUCUCUUGAUGUACCUCUUUUCUUAGUCUUUCUCUUCCCUUUCCAAAAAACCUAAAAAUAAAAUGAUAGGAAAACUUAGAUAUGUGAAAAGCACAAUAAAAUUCUUUUUUUAAUGUACACAGUAACAAAUAAAUAUAUAAAUGCAGAUGGCUUUCAGGACUAGCCUGCUGGGAGACUUGUGUUAGCAAUGUGAGUAACUUGAUUUUGUAUAAGCUAUUCAGAGUGAGGGGGGAGGUGGCACUCCCCAGAAUUGGGGAUCCAGGCCACACCCCUUCCCCAGCCUGAUUGGGCCAUUCAGGACAGCACGUCAGAGCCGCACUGGCAUCUGUUUCUCUUUCCUUGUUAUCAGUGUUGACAAGGUGUUUUGGAACGAGGCAUGCUUUAAUAUCACAAUAAUAUUGAUUUGUAAAUCAAAAAAUUAAUUUUGUGUUUACUUCAUUUAACUUUAUAAUACCAGUUUUUGCCAGAUAUAUAGCAACAUAUUCAGAAAAGACCUAAUUACUGAAUGGACUGAUAUUUACAAAAUAAUUUUAUUGGAUGCAAAACUACUCUACACACAAUUCUAGAUAAAAAUACAGAGAUCUAACUUUUUUUUUUGUUAACUUCAGAUGUUCACUAAUUGACUUAAGUCUUUUGUUUAGGUUAUUAAAUACUAAUUGUGUCUGAAGUAUCUUAAACUGGGACAUAAAAUUAAUGCUCAGACUGCCAUUCACAAUAAAAGACGGCAUUUAAAUUUGAAUCUAAAUUUCAGAUGACUUGUGUAA